AUGACGAACAACACCUGGGCGGCCGACGGCGACUUCGUGUCCGGCUUCCCGCGCCCGCAGGUGCCCACGAUGUGGAGCCCCGACAUGGAGCGCGACAGCUGCGGCGUGGCGCUGCUGGCCCACGUCGGUGGUCAGGCCUCGCACGCGAUCGUCAGCGACGCCCUGCUGGCCCUGAGCCGCAUGGCCCACCGCGGGGCCAAGGGCUGCGACAACGCCGAAGACGGCGUGGGCAUCAUGCUCGCGCUGCCCCACGAAUUCCUUCGCGCCUGUUGCGAUGAAAAAGAAGAUGGUGAAGUGGAGUGGGCUGAGGGGUCGCGGCAGCGGCUGCCCGAGCCGGGCGGCUACGCGGUGGGCAUGAUGUUCCUGGCACGGAAGGACGACGAGCGACGCCAAGCCCAGCGAUUGGUGGAGCGGGCGAUCGCCGCCCAGGAGGAGCUCCGGCUGCUCGGGUGGCGUCGGGUGCCAGUCGACGCCGCGAAGGCGCUGGGCCAGGGGCCUGCCAAGCACAACGCGCCCAGCCUCUACGACGUCUACCGUCGCCGUUGA
This is a messenger RNA of Acanthamoeba castellanii str. Neff, 546 nucleotides long. Its product is annotated as class II glutamine amidotransferase domain containing protein. Lineage: Eukaryota; Discosea; Longamoebia; Acanthamoebidae. The record is from RefSeq and is a predicted model, not a curated record. The coding region runs from base 1 to 546 and encodes 181 amino acids. The transcript has 2 exons.